AUGGCAACUGUUAAAGGAUGGUUUAUCCAUCAAUUUGAUGUCAACAACGCUUUUCUCCAUGGUGAUUUAGAAGAGGAAAUUUAUAUGUGUAAACCCCCUGAUACACCAAAGGAGGACCCCACCAAGUGUGCAAAUUACUUAAGAGCCUAUAUAGCCUUAAGCAAGCUUCAAGACAAUGGUAUUCCAAAUUCUCUUCCUCUCUUAUUGCUUUUGGAUUUCAUCAAUCUAAAGCUGAUUAUAGUCUCUUCACUAUUGGAUGGCACUUCAUUUACUGCAUUGCUUGCUUAUGUUGACGAUAUUAUUGUGGCUGGAAAUUGCUCUUCUUCUAUUGCUUCCCUCAAAACCUUCCUUAAUACCCAUUUCAAAAUUAAAGACCUUGGAACUUUGCAUUAUUUUCUUGGGUUAAAGGUUGCCCGCUCAUCCAAAGGCAUCCAUCUAUGCCAAAGAAAGUACGCUUUGGAUAUCUUAGCCGACUUGGGUACACUUGGGAGCAAACCUCUCAAAAUACCCCUUGACCAAAACUUUAAAAUUAGCAAGACAACUGGUGUUCCUUUGGUUGAUCCAAGUCCCUACCGUCGACUCAUUGGGCGUCUCUUGUACUUAACAAUCACUAGACCUGAUAUAUGCUAUGCUGUCCAGUUAUUGAGUCAAUUUAUGGAUCAUCCCACUUCUACACACAUGGCCACUGCACACAAAGUAUUGAGAUACAUCAAAGCUGCCCCUGGCCAAGGUAUUUUACUAUCCUCUAAAUCUCAGCUACAACUCAAGGCCUUCUGUGACUCCGAUUGGGCCUCUUGUCCUGACACUCGUCGCUCCAUCACAGGUUGUUGCAUCUUCUUGGGUGACUUACUUGUUUCUUAA
Messenger RNA from Pistacia vera, 861 nucleotides. RefSeq lists its product as uncharacterized. Bases 1 to 861 code for a protein of 286 amino acids. The record is from RefSeq and is a predicted model, not a curated record. NCBI's taxonomy places the organism in Eukaryota, Viridiplantae, Streptophyta, Magnoliopsida, Sapindales, Anacardiaceae. The transcript has a single exon.